CUUCGGGUCGCGGCAUCGACUUCGAUGUUGCCACGCAUUACGAAACCAUCUGCGACGAUAAUAUGUGGGUUCUAGACACCGAAGGCGAUGCCUUCAAAGGCAAGCGAUUAUGGCUCCGGCCUGGGAAGCGGUUCCUCAUCGGUAGAACACAAUCAGAAGAUGGUCAAUUUCUUGUAGUUGACAAGACUAUAUCGCGGAAACAUUUGGUAGUUGAGGUGGACGAAGUUCCGCCUGCAGAUUGCGCAAAUCCGAAGUUACGAUCAAAGAUAACACUCACGGAUCUGAAGACGAAGAUAGGCACAUUAGUGAAUGGUGAGCAAAUUCGUGGCAGGGAAUAUGUGCUUGACCAGCCAGAGAAUAUUGUCACUAUCGGAAAAUACCCCUAUCACUUCCGUUUCAACUGGGUACCUGUUACACUCUCCUACACCUUAACGGCCAAAGAGUUGAAAGCAAACCCAUGGACUGCGCUCUACGAACGACUCGGACCUCUCGAUAUCAAAGUUCUGCAAGACUUCCAAGCCGGUGUCACUACGCAUGUUGUUGCGAAGAAGCGCAAUACCUCGAAGGGACUACAGGCGUUGAUCGGCGGAAAACAUAUCGUGCACAAUGAUUCGUUUGUCCAAGCUCUUGUAGCCGCUGCAACGCCUGGGGCAAGCGGGGCUGCUCCUCUGGAAGAAGAUUUCGAGGCCAACUUUCCUGAUCCUCUCGACUAUCUCCCUCCCAAAGGCGAAGAACCAACUCAGCGGGAGCUGAGCGCUUAUGCUCCCGAUCCAGCCAGACAAGACAUGUUUGAGGGGUACACAUUUGUCUUCUACGAGAGACGUCAACAUGACAAUCUCUUCAAGCCCAUCUCAGAAGGCGGAGGUAAAGUAUCUUUGAUGGAAGUCAAGCCUGAAAGUACAACAGUCGAAGAUUUUGUCAGACAUGUUAAAGGUUUGGCUGGUGAGAAGGGUUUAGGAGAAUUUCAAGAUGGCACUGAGGGAAAGGGUGUGAUUGUGGUAAGAUUCAACCCGGUCAAAGGAGAAGGCACAGAGUGGUUUGCAGAAUUUGGCCGAAAUGUUGCCCUUCAUUUGGAUCACCGUCUCAUCGAGCAGAAUGAGUUCUUAGAUGCCAUAUUAGGUAAUGAUGCCAGCGUACUCAGAAAACCUCUUGAGGUAGAGAUGUCUGGUGUUGUAGCUCCUCCUCCAACAGAUGUUACCAAUGUCAGCUUCCAAGCUCCUCCUAGCUCUGCUCAAAUGCAGAAUGCUACUCAACUCAGUUCUAUGGCGCCUCCAUCACCACCACGAAGAGGCAGAUCUCGUCGGACGGUCAAGAAAAACUUUGGGUUCGAUGAUGAUGACUUCUCUGGCCCGAUAGCAAGUUCGAUACCCGAACCGCAGCCGGAAUCUAUGCCAGUGGAUUCAUCUGCAGCGGUGGAGUCGCAACCACACUCACAAGGCCUCUUCGUAACCCAAGAUCCUAAUAUGGAAAUCGACAGAGAAGAGUCUCCACCUAGAAGUCCCGGCAAGCGAAAGCGAGAUCCGUCUCCUAUUUUCGAAGAUUCAGAAGAGGAAAAUCUGUUAGAUCAGCUUGCUCCUGCGGCAGCAGCUUUCAAGAAGCAAAAGCUUGCACGAGGAGAAUCAAUCGCCAGGCCUGCACCAGUAAUCCCGAAGCCGGAACCACGCAAACCUCCCGCUCCCACAAAAGUCAAACAAGAAAUCAACGUCGUUGAGAUUGCUCGGCAAAAGCAAGAGGAAGCCAGAGCUCUGGCAGUAGCCGAGCGCGAAUCACUCAUGGAACAACUAGAAGGCAUGGACGUCGAUCAAAUGCGCAACCUAGCAAUCAUCGAAGAAGUGCCCGUCGUCAGAAAACCACCACCAAUCCGCACCUCUCGUGCAGACGAGAGUGAUCGCUGGGACGACAAAUGGAAUGGCCGGAAAGACUUCAAACGCUUCAGACGUAGAGGUGCAACUGGCAAUAGGAAAAACGAACGAGUCAUAGUCCCCCUGGAAGAAGCUAAGAAUAAAGACUUCGGUAUCGGUGAUGAUUAUUGGGGUGGUGAGAUUGAUAGCCAGAAGAAAAAGAAGAAGGGGAAAGAAACCCAAAGUCAAAAUGAGAGUGGUGGUAGUGCACCGAAGAGUCGAGCAGCUAAUCGAGCAAGACAGAUCCUUGCUUCGGAAGCUGAAGAGGAGUUCGGUUCUCCUGAACCAGAACCUGAACCGGCGAACAUCGCUUCGUCGUCAGAUGUCGAGAUUGUUCCUCCGCCAAAAUCGAAGGCUAAAGCUGCUGCUACUACUACUACUAGGGGAUCACGCUCCCAGAAAUCGGUCACGAGUCAGGAGUCGACGACUCAGAGCAGGGGCAAGAGAGCUGCUGAAUCGUCGGCGUCGAGUAGUAAACAGCCGCCCGCGAAGAAACAGAAACAGUUGUCUUUGAUGAAGGGGAGGCAGCAGAGCGAGGACGAGGAUGAGGAUAGUGAUGAUGAUUUGAAGUUUAAGUUUAGGCGGAAGAAAUGAGCGGGAGUCACGUUGGGUGUAUUUGGGAGUUUUCGGGAUAUGGUUGUAUAGCUUUGCUGGGCAUAAAAGUAUACUGACUUGAGUUGGCAUAUCCGUCUGUCUUGUGAGUGGGAGUGAGUGGAUGGGGUAUCAUGUCUGUCUAUUGUCUACCUC
Mollisia scopiformis is the source of this 2648-nucleotide messenger RNA. RefSeq lists its product as uncharacterized. Gene Ontology annotation, molecular function: protein binding; damaged DNA binding. Gene Ontology annotation, cellular component: Mre11 complex. The transcript has 6 exons. The record is from RefSeq and is a predicted model, not a curated record. Bases 63 to 2495 code for a protein of 810 amino acids. Gene Ontology annotation, biological process: double-strand break repair via homologous recombination; mitotic G2 DNA damage checkpoint signaling. Lineage: Eukaryota; Fungi; Ascomycota; Leotiomycetes; Helotiales; Mollisiaceae.